AUGGCCGAAGCACAGCCAUCUCAGGCCCCCGUAUUCCAGGACGAGCUCACUCAGGACAGGACGAGGCAGUUUAUCGAGUUCCUGGACGAUGAGUCGCAACCUGGCUACAACUACAAGGAAUCAAUAAGGCGGAUGCUCGACGACGAGCAAGUCAGGCUCAUCAUCGACCUCAACCAUAUCCGUGCAUACGAGCGGACCUAUGCGGAUGGCCUGCUCUUGCAGCCGAUGCAAUUUGUCCCUGCCCUCGACGCGGCCUUGAACCAGCUAGUCGAAAGUGUGCACAAUCCCAACAAGCACAAGAUCGAAGGAAAGCAAUAUUACGCCGGGAUGAUUGGUUCAUUCGGACAACAACACUGCAAUCCUAGAACUCUUCGAAGUCAUCAGAUCGGCAAGAUGGUCAGUCUUGAAGGCAUCGUGACUAGAUGCUCCCUCGUCCGACCCAAGAUGCUCCGAUCAGUCCACUACGCCCCUCAGACCCAAAAAUUCCACUCCCGAUCCUACAACGACUCCACCAUCAUUCAGUCCUCCUCCACCAUGACUGGCACCACUACCGUCAUCCCCAAGGACGAUGGUGAUGGUCAUCCUCUCUUGAUGGAAUACGGUCUUUCCACCUUUAGGGAUUACCAAAACAUUGGCAUUCAGGAGAUGCCGGAGAGAGCGCCUGCUGGCCAGUUGCCUAGGAGUGUGGAGGUGGUAUUGGCGGAUGAUCUGGUGGACUGCUGCAAGCCUGGAGACAGAAUUCAGCUUGUCGGUGUUUACAAGAGUGCCGGUGGUGGUGCUGGAGCGCGCGGUUUCCAAACAUCUAUCGUUGCCAACAACGUCAUCCUCCUCUCCUCCAAACAAGGCGGCGGUAUCGCCCAAACUCCCCUCACUGAUACCGACAUCCGAAACAUCAAUACCCAAUCCAAAUCUCCAAAGAUUUUCAAUCUCCUCUCUCAAUCUCUCGCCCCCUCCAUCUAUGGACACGAUUAUAUCAAGCAGGCCGUCUUGCUCCUACUGUUGGGAGGUGAAGAGAAGAACUUGGACAACGGUGGUCAUAUCCGAGGUGACAUCAACGUCCUGAUGGUCGGUGAUCCUUCUACCGCCAAAUCUCAGAUGUUGCGAUUCGUCCUCAACACUGCUCCUCUGGCUAUCGCUACCACCGGUCGAGGUUCAUCCGGUGUCGGUCUUACUGCCGCUGUCACCACUGACAAGGACACUGGAGAGCGUCGGUUGGAGGCUGGUGCGAUGGUGUUGGCGGAUAGGGGUGUCGUGUGUAUCGAUGAGUUUGACAAGAUGUCGGAAGUGGAUCGAGUGGCUAUUCACGAAGUCAUGGAACAGCAGACGGUCACUAUCGCCAAGGCUGGUAUCCACACUUCUUUGAAUGCUAGAUGUAGUGUGGUGGCUGCCGCCAACCCCAUCUACGGUCAAUACGAUGUACACAAAGAUCCCCACCGAAACAUCGCCCUCCCCGACUCCCUACUCUCCCGUUUCGAUCUCCUCUUUGUCGUCACCGACGACACUGACGAACAACGAGACCGCAUGAUCUCGGAGCACGUCCUCCGUAUGCAUCGCUACAUCCAGCCCGGCUCUGAGGAAGGCGUGCCCCCCAUCGAAAACCUCGACCAAAACCUGGACGUCGGCGGAGACCAAACAGAGUCUCGCACGACAGAGACGGCUGUCUUCGAAAAGUUCAACCCACUGCUGCACAGUGGUGUCACCACCACAAGUGGAAGAGGAGCGAACAAAAAGAAGGUGGUCAUGAGCAUCGCCUUUGUGAAGAAGUAUAUCCAGUAUGCCAAGAGCCGAAUUCACCCGAAGUUGACGAAGGGGGCUGCGGACUGGAUUGUCAACGUCUACAGUAGUCUGCGUAACGAUGACAUGGCCGCCAACCAAAAACGUACUUCGCCUCUUACGGCUCGUACCCUCGAAACCCUCAUUCGUCUUUCCACCGCCCACGCCAAGGCCCGUCUGUCAUCCAGAGUCGACGAGCGCGACGCCAUCGCCGCCGAAGAGAUCCUCCGUUUCGCCCUCUUCAAAGAGGUCGUCCGUCCCGAGCGCCGCAAGCGUAGAAAGAUCAACCACCAAGGCCAGAGCGUUGAGGUUGACUCAGAUGAAGAAGAGGAUGAAAACGAAGUACCGGAGCCAGCUGCGGCGGGCCAAGAAGAUGCGGAGCUGGAAGCUGGUGUGCAGAGGCUGAAUGUGACCGACUCGCAGAGAGAUCGAACGAGGGAGAAGAACAGGCGUGCGGAUGGGACUCAGGCGGAGAGGAACGAGGAUGAGGACGAGGACUUUGACAUGGCUGAAGAGUCUCUCGGCCUCGCUCAAUCUCCUGACCCUGCACCUGCGCCCGAGCCGGUUGAGCUCUCGGCAGAACAGCUCGACUACUUCCGUGCUACCAUGUCCACCAUCUUCGAGUCUGAGCUCGACGAGGAUGGUUCCAUCUCCUUGGAUGCCUUGUUGCCCAAGGUCAACGAGGGCAAGACGGAUGCGGACAGGUUGAGUGCGGGACAAGUGGUCGACGGGCUGAAGAAGAUGAACGAGAAGGAUGAGUUGAUGUUUGCGGAAGGUGAUGGGACUAUUUACAAAAUCUAG
This is a messenger RNA of Cryptococcus wingfieldii CBS 7118, 2574 nucleotides long. RefSeq names its product minichromosome maintenance protein 3. Gene Ontology annotation, cellular component: nucleus; MCM complex. Bases 1 to 2574 code for a protein of 857 amino acids. Gene Ontology annotation, biological process: DNA strand elongation involved in DNA replication; DNA replication; mitotic DNA replication initiation. Gene Ontology annotation, molecular function: single-stranded DNA helicase activity; ATP binding; ATP hydrolysis activity. NCBI's taxonomy places the organism in Eukaryota, Fungi, Basidiomycota, Tremellomycetes, Tremellales, Cryptococcaceae. The transcript is spliced from 6 exons. The record is from RefSeq and is a predicted model, not a curated record.